Messenger RNA from Arachis stenosperma, 1848 nucleotides. Its product is annotated as solute carrier family 40 member 2-like. Gene Ontology annotation, molecular function: iron ion transmembrane transporter activity. Gene Ontology annotation, biological process: iron ion transmembrane transport. The coding region runs from base 176 to 1678 and encodes 500 amino acids. The transcript is spliced from 8 exons. NCBI's taxonomy places the organism in Eukaryota, Viridiplantae, Streptophyta, Magnoliopsida, Fabales, Fabaceae. Gene Ontology annotation, cellular component: membrane. The record is from RefSeq and is a predicted model, not a curated record.
GCCAAAAUGAUCAACUUAUUGAAUGAUAGAAGUAAGAACCUUAUUGACGAAAAACUCAACACAUACACAUAUUAACGACUGAAGCUAAAUUCAUGGUGGUUGGUUAGGAAUUCGCCACUUGGGACUCGUUCGUGCAUGACACAUCUGUUAGUCGAAGGGUUGCGGUGUGUAAGAUAUGGAAGAAAACGUGGCUUUGAGUUUGAGGGAGCCUCUCAUGGCACCACCACAUCAACACCACCACCCUUCUUCUUCUCUCAUCACUAAAUUAUAUUUUGGUCACUUCUUAGCAAGAUGGGGCACCAGGAUGUGGGAAUUCUCUGUAGGUUUGUAUAUGAUAAACAUAUGGCCAGACUCAUUGCUCUAUGCAGCCAUAUAUGGUGCUGUUGAAUCUGCCUCCACCGCGGUUUUCGGCCCUAUGAUCGGAAGAUGGCUUGAUAGGUUAUCUUAUGUCAAGGUUUUGCAAUUGUGGUUGGUGACACAAAACCUCUCUUUUGUUAUCGCUGGCGUCGCGGUGAUCACAUUGCUUGUCUCUUCGUCUUUGAAGUAUACAAAUUUCUUAGUUUUCAUACAGCUGGUUGUGUUAAUCAAUGUCUGUGGAGGCAUUAGUGUGCUUUCCACGCUCGCCGGAACCAUCUUAAUCGAAAGAGACUGGUUGUUGGUUAUAUCAGAAGGUGAACCACCGGAAUUGCUGACAAAAAUGAAUUCGGUUACAAGGCGCAUCGAUCUAACAUGCAAGCUUCUCGCUCCGGUUAUAACUGGCUUCAUAAUAAGUUUCUUGUCGCUCAAGGCAUCGGCUAUAACUCUAGCACUCUGGAACACUGUAUCUGUUUGGGUGGAGUACUGGCUUUUCAGUUCUGUAUACAAUGGAAUUCCAGCUUUGAAACAAAGUAACCAAAGAAGGGUGGCAAAGAUUUUACAAAGUGAUGAUGAGGAAAGGAAUGAAAUAACUUUGGAAGGUAACUCAUCACAAGUGGAUGAUAUAUCAAGAAGCAAAAGUUUUUGUGAGUGGAUCUCAGAGAUACCUUAUGUUGUUGCAUGGAGAGUUUAUUUGCAGCAAGAAGUUGUCAUUCCUGGAAUAGCUCUGGCUUUGUUGUUUUUCACUGUGCUAAGCUUUGGAACUUUGAUGACAGCCACAUUAGAAUGGGAAGGCAUACCUGCAUAUAUCAUUGGAAUUGGAAGAGGAAUAAGUGCUGUAAUUGGAAUUGGUGCAACAGUUGCAUAUCCUGUGCUACAAUCUCAGAUAUCAACUAUCAGAACUGGACUUUGGUCUAUCUGGUCUCAGUGGACCUGCCUCUUACCAUGUGUAGCUGCCAUAUGGAUCCAUAGUGGAAAUAUAUCAUCAUAUACUUUGAUGGCAAGUGUGGCUUUAUCUAGGCUUGGGUUGUGGAUGUUUGACUUAUCUGUACUUCAACAAAUGCAGGACCUUGUUCCUGAAUCAGAUCGUUUGGUUGUUGGAGGAGUUCAGAAUUCACUUCAAGCUGUCAUGGAUUUAUUGGCUUAUAUUAUGGGAAUCAUAAUAUCGGAUCCCCGGGACUUUUGGAAAUUGACUUUAUUGUCAUAUUUGGCUGUUACGUUGGCUGCUGUCCUCUACUGCGUCCACGUGUAUCGCGUGCGCCGGCAUUUGUUUCACUUCGAUCGGAUACUGUGGGUUAAAUAUUUCAUAAGAGUAGCAUCUUAAGGAGUUAUUUCAUAACUCUUUCAAAACAGAUAUGAAGAUAUUAGAAGAUACAAAUUGUUUAGAGAAAGAGACAGAUAUAAAUAUGAAACAGACAAAAUAUAUUUGUUCGGUGAUAAAAUUUGUCUAAUUUUCUGUCCGUUAAAACUAACGCAAAAAAAUAGAUGUAAUGU